AUGAAUGUGGGCUCAAUACUAAACGAUGAUCCGCCACAAAGCGGAUCGACACCAUCGUCUCAGCAGAAUCAAUCGCCCACCAGUUCGAAGGUACUGCAGUCAUCGGCUUCUCAAUUGCAACUGCAACAACAGCUGCAGCUGCAGCUGCAACACCCACCUCGACAACCACCUUCCAGUCGCUCGUCGACUCAAUCGGUGCAUCAGAGGCAUUCAAUCACCAAUAUGUUGAAUGAUGCGACACAAGACGAUGAACCACCACGUGUUAAAUCUCACGACCAAGUGCUGGAGCAGAAGCCCGUUCCAGAACUGCAGCUUCCACAGCCACCAACACAACCUACACAACCUACAGAAGAGUUUCGAAAACCCUUUAGUUCAAGUGCUAUGAACUCGCCAAGUUUAGGCCAGAGGCCAAAUCCAAUGCAUAUGGGAAGCAGUAGCGGGUUCUCGAGUUCGCGGACAAGUCCCAACACUUCUAAACGAAAUAGUAUUGCUAAUUUGACCAACUCUGAAGAUACUCCAGCAAUAAAACGCGAGGAAGGUGAUAACCACAACUCGACAGCAAAAGUCAGUGAGCGAAAGGCAAGUAACGUUCCAGCAAUGAACCCCGAUGAUGAUGAUUUAACCAAGAUCAAAAAGAUUAAGCAAUCAAAUAAACCCAAGAGGUACACCACACCGCCAAUAUGGGCGCAAAGGUGGGCUCCACCAAAUGAACGUGACCCCAAAGACAUUACUAAUGGAGGCUCUAACAAUGGUGACGUCAAUGGUAUUACAAGAAUAUCACUGAAGCCAGUCUUUGACAACACUUCAACAAGAUAUGUCGAUCUACAAUGCAGCAUUACUGGAGUAAUACCACCCCCGUCAAUAACACGUACCACAGCAGAGUGGAUAUACGCGAACUUUGCCAAUAUUGAAGAUUCGAAUAGAAAAAACGUCGAAUUGGAGUUAAAAUUUGGCAAGAUUAUCGACAAAAGAACAGGGAAUCGAAUUAACUUGAAUGUGAUAACUGAGUGUAUUUACACCAAUGAAUCAAACAUACGAUUUGAUAUGGAGGUUGAAGAGAUUGCCUGGAAUGAUGUGCGUAAAAUGUUUGACGAAUUGGAAAGACAAUUCCAAGAGGAAAAGAAAGUUGACACUAGUAUUCGAGACAAGCGUAAAUUCAAUAUGCUUGAGUCUGAUCAAACUGACUCCUUCUAUCAACUUGGAAACAAGAAUGAACACUUGCGUAAAGUGAGAAUUUCAAAGGACAAUUUACUCCAACCACCGCGUUACACAGCCAUUCAAAAAGAGCGUAUUGCUGACUUGUACAUUCACAAUCCACAAUCAAUGUAUGACUUGCGUCUUUCGCUUUCGUUGGAAGUGCCAGUGCCUGAAGGCAAUAUCGAGUCCAUCAUAUCAAAGAACCAGCCUCAAUUACAACGUGACAAGAAGCGGGUCUCAUUUACGCAUACUCCAACAAUCACCCAAUUUGACCUUACGCGAGUAAUGGUUCCUCGCGAGUUUAAGAACAAGGCCGGUAAAAAGGUGGUGAAUCAUGAAACCAAAUAUGAGGUGGAAAUGGAAGCUGAUACGUUGGAAAUAUUCCAAAGCAUAGACAAAGUGAAGCAAGGAACUGAUUCAUAUCGGUUAGAGGAAUUGGUGGAGAUUUUCUUGAAUAAUGCUAGAAUUAUCAACAACCGAGUGACAAAGUUGGCAUUGUGA
This is a messenger RNA of Lodderomyces margitis, 1698 nucleotides long. RefSeq names its product polynucleotide 5'-phosphatase (gene CET1). Gene Ontology annotation, cellular component: mRNA capping enzyme complex. The record is from RefSeq and is a predicted model, not a curated record. The transcript has a single exon. Gene Ontology annotation, biological process: polynucleotide 5' dephosphorylation; 7-methylguanosine mRNA capping. NCBI's taxonomy places the organism in Eukaryota, Fungi, Ascomycota, Pichiomycetes, Serinales, Debaryomycetaceae. The coding region runs from base 1 to 1698 and encodes 565 amino acids. Gene Ontology annotation, molecular function: polynucleotide 5'-phosphatase activity.